AUGCUGCUAAAUUUUUAUGUUGUUCAUGUAUUUCCCGGUGUUGGCGUGACAAGAAACAAUGGAGAUAUGAAUACAUCUAGGACUAGUGUUGUACGCCCACCACCAGUGGAAGAAGUGGUGGUCAUGGCUGAAAAUACAACUGAAAGUCAGCAGACUGAUCAAGGAGUGACAAAAGAAAGGAAAAAACGGGGCAGAACAAUUUGCAAACAACUUAUUAACUUGAAACCUGGGCAAAAGUUGCCAAUCAUCUUCAAAAACAGACGUGGUGCUGGUCCUAAUGGAUCCGUCUGGUCAAGCUACCUUGGCACAAUUAUUCGGAACUCACAGAUGUGCCCAGUUAGAAUUAAGGAUUGGGAUGAGAUAGGUAGAGAAGAAUUAGAACAUAUGUGGGCUGCAGUUCAGGAAUCUUUUACAAAUCCUGAUAUGGAAUCUGCAAAGGAGGAUGUUUUCGACCAUAUGAAUGAAGUGUGGAGAACUUGGAGAUCUAAGAUGAAUUGUAAACAUGUGAAAGUUCGUGACAACUUGGAAGAUAUUCUCGGAGAUGUUCCGGAAUUCCUCAACAAAGAAGAUUGGGAGUGGGUUGUGAAGGAGAAGUUUCUUUCUAAAGAAUUUCUGGAGAUAAAUAAGAGAAAUGAAGAAACAGAGCAAAGAAAACAAUGA
Messenger RNA from Linum trigynum, 660 nucleotides. Lineage: Eukaryota; Viridiplantae; Streptophyta; Magnoliopsida; Malpighiales; Linaceae. The record is from the annotation of a GenBank genome assembly.